CCCCCAUAUUUCAAAUUUCAAAUUAUUUGCUGGGACAAGCUGACCUCUCUUCUCUCCUUUCCAUCUCUCGCUGCUGUAGUGCUAACUCCUCGGAAUUUCUCUUUCUCCGCCCAAAUAUACAGUCUUGAAAUAUCUCCGAGAUGUCAACUCCUCAAAAUGAUCCGCUUCAGCAAAUGGAAACAACAUGUGGGUUGUUGCUGCAUGAACUGCAGAUUAUAUGGGAUGAAGUUGGGGAGUGUGAUACUGAGAGGGACAAAAUGCUAUUUGAGAUUGAACGAGAAUGCUUGGAAGUGUAUAGAAGAAAAGUAGAUCAAGCUAACAGGAGCAGGGCUCAGCUAAGGCAGGCUAUUGCUGAUUCAGAAGCGGAGCUUGCAGCUAUCUGUUCUGCUAUGGGGGAGCGCCCCGUGCACAUUAAGCAGUCUGAUCAGAACAAAGGAGGUUUGAAGAUGGAACUUAGAGCCAUUGUUCCAGCACUAGAGGAGAUGCAGAAGAGGAAAUCUGACAGAAAGAAUCAAUUCAUUGAAGUUGCGGAGCAGAUACAUAAGAUUAAGAAUGAAAUCUUUAGGUUUACUUCUACAAGCAUGGUUGUGGAUGAAAGUGAUUUAUCAUUACGAAAGCUCGAAGAAUUGCAUACAGAACUGCAUUCACUUCAAAAAGAAAAGAGUGAACGCUUGAAGCAGGUUCUGGAUCACCUAGGUACUUUGAACUCACUAUGCUCGGUUCUUGGCAUGGAUUUCAAACAUACUAUAAGUGAGGUGGAUCCAAGUCUAGGCGAAUCAGAAGAAAUUAAGAACAUUAGUAAUGAUACCAUACAAAAUUUAGCAGCUGCAAUACAAAGACUACAAGAAGUUAAGUUACAAAGGAUGCAGCAGCUACAAGAUCUUACUACAUCCAUGUUGGAACUAUGGAAUUUGAUGGAUACACCCAUUGAAGAACAAAAGAUAUUUCAGAAUGUUACUUGUAAGAUAGCUGCCAAAGAGCAUGAGAUAACAGAGCCUGACAUGUUGUCUGUGGAAUUCAUUGCUCAUGUUGAGGGAGAAGUGUCCCGUUUGGAAGAACUGAAAGCAAGCAAAUUGAAGGAGCUUGUUUUGAAGAAGAGGUCAGAACUAGAGGAGAUCUAUAGGAAAACACAUAUUGUUGCUGAUUCAGACAGCGCAAUGAGUAUAGCCAUUGAGGCUAUUGAAUCUGGAGCUGUCAAUGCUGCUUCUGUCCUUGAGCAAAUUGAGCUCCAAAUAGCUCAAGCUAAAGAGGAAGCUUUUAGCAGAAAAGACAUUCUAGACAAAGUCGAGAAAUGGAUUGCUGCAUGUGAGGAGGAGUGUUGGCUUGAGGAGUAUAACAGGGAUGAAAACCGCUACAAUGCUGGACGAGGCACCCACCUUACUCUGAAGCGUGCUGAGAAAGCUCGUGCCUUGGUUAAUAAGAUUCCAGCAAUGGUGGAGGCAUUGGCAUCAAAAACAAAAGCAUGGGAGAAUGAAAGAGGAACUAUAUUCACUUAUGAUGGUAUUCGUGUUCUCUCUAUGCUUGAAGAGUAUAUCAUCUUGCGGGAAGAAAAGGAGCUAGAACGUAAGAGGCAGAGGGACCAGAAGAAACUUCAGGGACAGUUAAUGGCAGAACAAGAGGCUCGCUAUGGCUCUAAACCCAGCCCUAUGAAGAAUCAAAGUGCCAAAAAAGGUCCUAAAUUGUCAUGUGGUGGUACUCCAAGCAAUAGAAGGCUUUCGCUUGGAGGAACAAUACAGCAAACUUGUAAAACCGAACUCCCACAUUCCACUAAAGCUACCCCAAACUCACGUCAAGCAAAGAAGUCUGAGCUCUUUCAUCAGCUUGACCAAUUUAAUCAUCCUAAGGAUGAUGGAUUUGCAGAAAGAUCAGCAGGGAGAAGAGGAGGUUUGGGUAUUGAUGAACUUCCUUCAAAAAAGCACCCCAUCAGUGCAUUGAAUGGUUCAGAAGUAGACACAACAAUGAUGCGGAAGCCUUUCUCACCCAUUUCUACCACAGAUUCUCCGAAGACCAAUGCAACAAAUAUAUUGGGAGAUGUGAACAGAAAACAGAAUGAGACGGUGGUGAAAACCCUGCUAAGUAACCAUACUACACCGUUCUCCACUCCUGUAAAGACAAUUUCUACUGUUGAAGAAGAGAACAGAACUCCUGCUAGAGCAAUGCCAAUUCCUGUGCCUUCUACUCCAUCAACUGUUUCUGUUCCGAUGCAGACAGCAACACCUGGUCCAGCUGUUGUUCUACCGUAUGAUUCGAAGCUAGCUGAAAAGAUUCCUGUGGAGGAGAAGAUAGAGUAUAGCUUUGAGGAGAGGAGGCUUACAUUUGUCCUUCAGAGAACAUAUUUGUAGAAGUGUCAUACAAGUUUGAUGCCAACUUUAGACGAAAUUGAUUGUUAAUUAAAAGCUUUCAGUAUAUGUAGAGCAGUCAUUAGUCUGUUGGUAUGCUUGAGAAGUCAAUUCAAUUCUAUUGGCUUUUUCUUUGUAGAUACAAACAUUGACUGAAUUUUGAUAAUAAGUAGUGCAAGCAGAUGGACUCCAAUACUGCUGUUAUUCAACCUUUGUUGGAAUUGAAAACCUAACUAUGGCUUUUAACC
This is a messenger RNA of Nicotiana attenuata, 2587 nucleotides long. RefSeq names its product 65-kDa microtubule-associated protein 3-like. Gene Ontology annotation, cellular component: spindle; cytoplasm. Gene Ontology annotation, molecular function: microtubule binding. Lineage: Eukaryota; Viridiplantae; Streptophyta; Magnoliopsida; Solanales; Solanaceae. Gene Ontology annotation, biological process: microtubule cytoskeleton organization. The transcript is spliced from 13 exons. The record is from RefSeq and is a predicted model, not a curated record. Bases 141 to 2342 code for a protein of 733 amino acids.